AUGGCAGGACCCCGAGCUGGUCUCAAGUUGCUCUUCCGAUCGGGGCUCAAUAACUCCCCAGCAAAUCACUACACAAGAGGCCUCUUUCAAAUAAAUCUGGCAUCAGCAUGCCGAAGACGGCAGAGCACUUUACCAAAACAUCAAGUCACCAAAGAAGAAGCUCCUGCGUCGAAUCACACUGCCGACCUGUCACAUCUAAAUCCAGAACCGGAGGACUACUCGCGGUUCAUCUUCCAAGACAAAUGUCAUGUCACAGUACAUGCUGGCCCAGGUGGAAAUGGAUGCGUCUCAUACCUGCGAGAAAAAUACAUCGAAGAGGGACCUCCAAACGGCGGUGAUGGUGGCAGCGGAGGCGGGAUUUACAUACAAGCUGUUGAGGGGUUGACAAGUCUACACAAGCUGGCACGCAGGGGAAUUAUUAAGGCCGGCCGGGGAAAGAACGGCCAAGGGAAGAGCAAGGGAGGAAAGAGGGGUGACGAUGUGCUUCUACAGGUGCCCGUCGGGACCGUGGUCCGCGAGGUUGAACGACACGACCCUGUCGCAGAGGAAAUUGCUCGGAGACGAAGAGCUAAAGCCGAACCUGUUGACGAAGAGGAGGCUGAGUUCACGCCCAUCGAGUACCAUCGGUGGAUGCUACAUCCUGGCGCUAACCCGUCUGACUUUCUAACGGUCAAAUUCCCACGACUCAAACCACGAAGGCAAGCCAUCGCCGCUAUGGAACCAAAAGCGCCCAUAUAUCUCGAUCUCAACCAACCCAUGGAUAAGCCCAUGCUCCUUGCCGCAGGAGGUGCUGGUGGGCUAGGCAAUCCGCACUUUGUUACUCGAACAAUGGGUCGGCCGAAAUUCGCUUCGCGGGGCGAAGGCGGCACAAGGCUGGAACUUGACUUUGAGCUCAAGUUGCUUGCAGACGUUGGACUAGUAGGAAAGCCCAAUGCGGGGAAAAGCACGCUGCUUCGGUCUUUGACUAACAGUCGCACUCGUAUUGGAAAUUGGGAGUUCACCACCCUCUCUCCCCAUAUUGGAACAGUGAUCGUUGACAAUAAUACGGGCCGCCGUCUUGUCGAUUCUCCAAAUGGCACCCGUCGAACUCACUUCACUAUUGCUGAUAUUCCCGGCCUGGUAGAAGGUGCUCAUCUCGACCGAGGUCUUGGACUUGGCUUUCUUCGUCACAUUGACCGGGCUGGAAUCUUGGCAUUUGUUCUCGACCUUAGCAACGGCAACCCAGUGGAAGAAUUACAAAAGUUGUGGCAUGAGCUUGCAGAAUACGAGCGCCUUCGAAGUCUUGAACCCGCAUCUGUCGCUGAGGAGCAGACUGGUGUGAUUGACUGGGAGCCGUCUGACUCCGGGCUUCCGGAGCUCAAUCGGCCACGCCAGCGAGACAUUGAAAUGGAAUACUCUGAUGGGCUAGGUUCAGGACAGCCUCUAAACUAUCAGUCUUCUGGCUCCUUGCCUCCACUCACUAUGCCGCCUCUCUACACAAAACCAUGGUUUGUUGUCGCUACCAAGGCGGAUCUGGAAAGUACCCAGGAGAAAUACCACGCUCUACAAAGAUACCUAUCAGAGGUUGAGCAAGGCACCACCAGCCAUCCGUCAGGAAUACAAGAUGGAUGGAGAAGCAGGCUGACAGCUGUUCCAGUCAGUGCUAUCAACGGCGAGGGCGUUACUCGCAUUCCCAAGCUGGUGAUGCAAUAUCUGUCGUAA
Messenger RNA from Penicillium diatomitis, 1701 nucleotides. Its product is annotated as GTP-binding protein Obg. The transcript has a single exon. The coding region runs from base 1 to 1701 and encodes 566 amino acids. The record is from RefSeq and is a predicted model, not a curated record. Gene Ontology annotation, molecular function: GTPase activity; GTP binding. Lineage: Eukaryota; Fungi; Ascomycota; Eurotiomycetes; Eurotiales; Aspergillaceae. Gene Ontology annotation, cellular component: mitochondrion.